AUGGGCGGAGUUUGGAAUUGGGAGAGUGGAGAGCAACUGAAUAUUUCGAAAUGGCGAGAUUCUCAGUUAGAUGAUAGAGACGAUAGAGCGGAAAUAUCCAAGAACAGAGGCCUAUUUAAUAGUAUCUCUUGGGGUGAUAAAAACACCUUCAUUUGCGAGAUACCCGGAGGUAAGAUCACAUUCCAACCAUAAAGUAGAUUAUGUGCUGAAACAUUACAGUCUUGCACUUGUGUCAGGAAAAUUUCUCUUCCUUCUUAAAAGUAAAAAUGUUGUUCACAUAAUAUGCUCGGCUCAUCUAACUUGUACGUGUGAGCGACGAAUGAACUUUUAAGCGCGCAAUAGUGGUUGAAAAUAAUGCCCAUGAAAAAAAUCCGGGACAUAUGUCAAAAAAAAAAAAAAAAAAUGAUCACUCUAAAAUUGUUCUCUUUUGCAUCACCUGCAGUUGGAAAAAACAGCGAUCGAAAUUGUUCACAAUUUUACACAAAAAUUUUUUGUCGAGCGCGCUGAGAUUGGGAUAAUCUAACCAACGGAAUUUUCCCUUGCCACAAGUUACAAGGCGUGUUCACUGACGUCGGUGAGUGAAUACAUGUUCUUUUAAACAUACCACAUCGAAGUAUGUUUGCUCAAGGUCUUGAGUACCGGGACUGAAGACAGAGUGCACAAUUUACGAUGACAGAGCGUGUGAGAAACAAAAGCACAUGGACGUUAAAAAAAAAAAAAACAAACAACACAAAAAAAAAAAGUAAUAGCAACAACAACAUCAACGACACUGGUUUGGCAAACAAACUUAAGUUCAAUGUCUGUCACGAAUUUUUUUUUCUUUAAAAACAGUCAAUGAUCUUACUGAAAGUAUUACGCAUUUCCAUCGACUAUCCAUCGAUGAAUGAAGUAUAGCUCUGUUCAGUCAAUGAAUGGAAAGUAAUUGUAAGUAAUUUUAAAUCUGUUUCGAGAUUGUGGGAGUUUGCUCGUUUAUUUGGUGCAAUCGUUUGUGCAAAUCUGGUCUUUUGUCGGAAUUUGAAUGCGGUUUUUUCUCGUUGAAUUCCUUCGUUUACUGUUGUGAAGUUUACGGUACAAAUGUCUAAUUUGGGGAGACUUGCAAAGACUUACCAAAAGCGUAUUUAAAGUAUAGAAUGAAGACUUCGCUUUCUGUUUUUCAAUGAACAAAUUGUUUGAAAGAAUUUAGAUAUUAAAUGAUUGAAAAUUCCAUUAAUUAAUUCAAUUUUAAACAAACACCUUACGUUCUAACGUCCUGAGUUACUUCUAGUGAAGGUCAAGGUUACUUACAAACGGUUUUCAGGCCGCGCGUCAACCCAUCUAAUGACAAAUUUGCUACCAAAAAUCAUUUUUUCAUUCUUUUUGCCGGCAGCCACAGUGACUUGACAGAGAGAGUAGGAGAGGAUUAAUAAGUUAUUAAUCAGCUUGAUUUGCUUUAAAAUGGUUUGCUUUAAAAUACUGCUCGGCUGGCAAACGAAAUACAUUUAUGAAAAAUGACAACGAAGUUAGGGUUGUAGCUAGCGACUCGAGCAAACGUUACCGUGCUGCUAAGCAGAGAUAGGAAAAUCUGGACGGUAUAAAGAACCACAAAGAUUGCAUGAUUCGUUAUCGUUCAGAAAAACAACUAAUAAAUACAGUUCUUUCGGGAAAAGUUUUCAGGAAAAGCGUGUCAGAAGUGCAAGCGGUGACCUUGAGAGAUAUUGCCGGUAGCUUUCAGGUAAUAGUUAGACGACCUCAGGAUUUCAGGGAAAUCUAAGAAAAUGUCACUUUAAGGACGAGGCACCACGGGUUUGAACCUAUUUUUAAUACAAGAUUGACUUUAAAUUCGAAACUGCAAUCAAACGGAAGAAAAACACAAGGUAACCUUAAUUAGUUUAUCUUUACCUUUUUAUGUUCAUGUUGAUUACCGCCACCCAGAUAAUCUUUUGAGUUUGUCGCGUGUCCUUUAGAUUUUUGUUCUGUUUUGUUUUUUUCGAUAAACUUUCCCAUAGCAACUGUAUACGGUGAACUGCGUAUCUACAGUUGCACAUUUAUGAAAACUUACAUUCACAUUUAAUUUUACGUUUUUUAAGUCUGUUCAGAUGGGGGAGGAAGAAUAAGGGGCGGGGUGAGGGGAGGUGUCAGCUCAACAAGGAACUAAUUAAUAUCCAAAAAUUCAACUAUUAAAAUUUCACGAACUCACAGAUACUUUUAGCUGAAGGUCAGAAAAGCAAGGCAGAGGUGGUGGACGCCGUAGUGAAGAAAGACGUACUGUAAUAAUUGACACUGAUCAAACAUAAACUACAGAUGUUAAAUUUAAAAAGGAAUGAAAUAGAAAAUGAAGAAAAUCACAUUUUCUUUUCUCAUUUUCUCCUCCUUUAUUGUGAUUGUGAUCAUAGUUUUUUAUGUCUUAAUCAUUCUUAUUAUUAUCACUUUGCUUAUCAUCAUUAUGAUAAUUAGUAUUUUUGUUUCCGUUUUUAUCAUUUUGUAGGAUGCUCAAACAUAACUUUUAAGAACUCUUGGUACAUAAUUUCGGUGAAUGGAUUGUCAUGGCUCUUUAACAGAGAAACCUGCCAAAACCAAGGAGGGGACCUAGUAUCCAUUGAAACCGAAGAAGAAUGGAAGUUCAUUAAAGACGAGAUUCAAAGGCGAAAUACUACGUCUUAUACAAGUACAUGGAGUAUUGGUUUAACAAAAAAAGCCGGGAAUUGGACCUGGGUGAGUGAAAGACCGCUGACUAUUUGCAAAUGGGGAAAAGGGGAGCCAAGUGGCGAACACGGAAAGGCCAUCAUGUACAAGCGGUCCAGUAAUGGCAAACCGGGCGUGUUUGGUAACACAGCUUGGGGGAACUGGCACGCUUAUAUUUGUGAGAUUACCAAGGGUAAGUUUUUCUUUUAG
Molecule: messenger RNA, 2871 nt
Organism: Pocillopora meandrina
Lineage: Eukaryota; Metazoa; Cnidaria; Anthozoa; Scleractinia; Pocilloporidae
Source: the annotation of a GenBank genome assembly